GAAUAGAACCUUGUCCUUUUUUUUCUUAGUAUAACUUCCCUUAACUAUCUCUUCCUUUAUUCUCUUAUAUAAAAAAGUCUCCAUCUCCAUCUUUGUGUGAUUAAACUCAUUUUGUGUGGGGUAUUCUAUCUUUCUCUCUCUCUCACUCUCUCUCUCUCACACUCUCUCACUCUCUCACUCUCAUACAUACACACGAACGCACACACACAUACACAUUCUUUUCCUUUUUUUUUUUAUUUUUAUUUUUUUUUUUCCAUCUAUUCAAUUACAUCAUAUAUCUAUUCUAUAUUAGAUAUAACUCUCCUCUUAUAUACCUCUUUUAGAUCUCUUGUUUAUUUAAAACAAAAAAAAAACUUAUUUAUUCAACAUAUGACAAUAUUAUAUUAAUCAUGUCACAACAUUCAAUAUUCUUCUUAUUAUUACUAUUAUUACCUUUAUCACAUCGACAACGACCACGAAACAAAACUAUCAUCUACAAUCAUUAUUAUUAUUAUUAUUCAAUAUUAUUAUUAUUAUUAUUACCUUCAUUAGUAUCAACUCAAUCAAUUAUCAAUAAUGGAUGUAUUUCCUUAUCAACUUCAAAAGCCUGUCCUUCAUACAACAAAUAUUAUAUUGGCGUUCCAGUAUUAACAAGAUAUGGUCUCAAUCCAAACCUAACUACUAUUGACGAAUUUGACCAAGGUGUAAACUAUUAUACUACAAGUGCUUAUAGCUAUGUCAACAGUUUGGAAUGUUUUUCAGCUUACACCAAUACCUCCAACCUCACCUUUCCUUAUGCUCGUUAUUCAAAAACUCGUUUUUGUGCUGCUUUGGUACAAGACUCUGAUUCAUCUUUACCUUGCAAUUAUAAAUAUAAUGUGAAUCCUAUGCCUUUAUGUCAAUCUACUUGUCAUCUAUGGUUAAAUAGUGUAAAAAAUAUUGUAACUGAUAACAUUACUGCCUGUCCAAAUCAAGGUUCAAUGACUGAAGAUUUUCCUAAUCUUGCUUCUUCUUGUGAUUAUUGGGCUGGUUAUAAUGGUACUACUGGAAAUUGUAUUGAUGGUACUGUUAAUGAACCAAAUUAUUGUGGAUUCAAUGAUACCGAUGGUGCAUGCGCAUAUUGUCAAAAGAAUGGUACUGAUACUUGUUGUCAAACAAUAUCUUCAUGUCCCAAACAAGGUGGUUUAUCAGUAGGUGCAAUCAUUGGAAUAGUGGUAGCAGCUGUGGUGAUGAUGGUAUUAUUGGGUUUGGCAUUCUUUUGUUUCUGUUGUAAACGACAAAAACGAAUUCGAAAAGAAAACAGUUUCUCUUUCAAGACAUAUAUUCCUCCUCAACAACAUCAAUCAACAGUGGAAGAAACUGAUCAAUAUUCAGGGAAUAAGGUAUUACUUCAAGAUGAUGAUCCAAUACGAGGUACAACUAUGGCUACAGCUCAAAUGAUGACUGGCACUAUGAAUUCAAAUGGAACUCGACAUACUCAUCAAAGUCAUUUAUCCGAUCCUUUUGGUGAUCAUUAUGAAGUCAUUUCAUUAGCCAAUAAUGCUACAACUACUACAAAUACACCUACACCUACAGCAUCAACGUCAGCUACUUUGAUUCCCACAACAACAACAUCUGGAGCUUUGGUUUCUUUGGAUACAAAUCCUGUCACAGCAUCUACUACUCCACCACCAACAACAACAACAACAAUUGAAGAUGGAGAACCAGCCUAUGAAGAAGAAUUUUACAAAGUGAUACAUCCUUAUCCCCCUCAAGUCAAUGAUGAAUUAGGAUUACAAGUGGGUGAUAUUGUAUGUUUAGCUAUGGGUUUUGAUGAUGGUUGGGCUUUAGGUUUCAAUGUCACCACUGGUAUGAAAGGUGUAUUCCCAUUAGUAUGUGUCUCUCUUAUUCCUCCUUCGGUUUUGGAACAAUUAUUGAUCUCCUCCAAUGAAGAAGAUGUGACAAAUGAUGGUGUUGGAUCUUUUUCAUCCAAAGUAUUAGUAGAAGAAGAUGAUUCAGUAUUCGAUCAAGGCAACAACAACAAUAAUAGUAAUGGAAAUUCAUCACGAUUAUCAAGAUCUUCACAACUUGCUAUUAGUAUACGAAGGAUUCGUGAAGAUAUGCGACGAUCUAUGAGUUUAUCUUCAUCUACUACAACAUCCACCAAUCAUCAUCAUCAUCAUCAACCUUCUCCACUUUCCGCCAACAAUAGCAUUUCAAGAUCAUUCAAAGAUCAUUUAUCAUCACCCUCACUUUUAUCACAUCAAACAACAGCAGCCAAUAUUCCAAGGCGGACAGCAAGUAGAGGACGAUCGUCUCAUAACAACAAUAAUAAUAUUGCAACAAGUACCAAUUAUGCUGAAUGUGAUAGUCCUACUUCACCGACACAUCAAACUCCAUUAUUUAAUGACACCAAUCAUCAUUUACAUCAACCUUCUUCUCCAAUCACCAAUGGUAUGGAAUCCUUUGAAAUGUAUCAUCAGCAUCCAAAACAAGAAUCAUCAGUGUAGUUUUUUUUUUCUUCUUAUAUAUAUAUAUUUAUAUAGUAUUGUUUAUUUUGAUCUUCAUUUUUUUUCUUUUCAAUCAUAAUAAAACCAUCAUUUGAUUCUCCCUC
Messenger RNA from Halteromyces radiatus, 2572 nucleotides. RefSeq lists its product as uncharacterized. Lineage: Eukaryota; Fungi; Mucoromycota; Mucoromycetes; Mucorales; Cunninghamellaceae. The transcript is spliced from 2 exons. Gene Ontology annotation, molecular function: protein binding. Bases 390 to 2468 code for a protein of 692 amino acids. The record is from RefSeq and is a predicted model, not a curated record.